Molecule: messenger RNA, 2607 nt
Organism: Toxoplasma gondii ME49
Lineage: Eukaryota; Apicomplexa; Conoidasida; Eucoccidiorida; Sarcocystidae
Exons: 11
Coding region: 1-2607 (868 amino acids)
Biological process (GO): fatty acid metabolic process
Molecular function (GO): medium-chain fatty acid-CoA ligase activity
Source: RefSeq, a predicted model, not a curated record
AUGGACGGUCCUGCGGUCGACAAUUCAACGGAGCCUUUCCUGAGAUUCUGGGAAAAAACUCAGGAUGGCUUGACUUCCUCAGUCUGGCUUUCUCGGGAGGAUCUGCAUCUCUUGGCGGCGCAAGCCAGCAGGCGUCUUGUUGAAAGUCUGGGGGGAUGCAUGCAGAAAGAGCAAGGAAAUUAUUCUGUCUCUCAGCUGGCUGAAAAUCACACGGAACAGAGACAGCAGAAACAAGGGAAACAGCAGACGCGGGCGGGCGCAGCAACGGAAGGAAUCGAGGGGCAAACCACAAACAGGACGGGGCUGCUGAAACCGUUGCGAGGAGUAUGCAUUGCGCACUACAUGACGAAAAACAGAGUCGAAGAAGUGAUUCUUCGUCUUGCAGCAAAAGCCUCUGGAUACAUCCCUGUGACCAUCAACUGGGAUGCGGACGGAAUCGACCGCAUUCUCUACAAAAUUGAAUCUACGCACUGCCAAGCUGUGAUUGUCGAUGAAGAGGUUCCUGUCGCCUGUCUCAACCGCCUAGCAGAAGCAGCGCAGGGGCGCUUCAAGGUGAGAGACGCAGCUUCAUUAACGUUGACUUUCCUGAUACUUGCACAAAUAUGCAUAUGUGAACAUGCGUUUGGUUCUUCGACUUCUCACUGCAGGUGCUUUCUGCGAAGGCGUUGUGUUUUCAAAGUCAUGACAAUCUUCCUGUUCCAGAGAAGCAGAGUUGCGAAAACGCGAGAAGAAUGCAAGACUGCGAUUUGCGAACUCUCAGUGGAGGAAAAUCAGAGUGCAUGCCCUCAAAAGAAGAGAGAGAAGACAACGUUUCUCUUGUACGUUCAGUUCGAACACCACGAAACGCACAUUGCAGACACAGAGAAAAAAACGAGGUUGGGGAAAAGCGGCAAGAUUGAGAGGACAGCGAAGGAGAGUUGGAGAAGGAGAAAUCCACAGGGAAACAGACUCCAGAGGGAGAGAUCCGCGGACCAAUAUCUAUAUAUCUCUUCACGCAUCAUAUAUGGAAAUGCAUUCAGCGCAUGCACCUGCUUACAUAUCGGUAUCAUGCUGACGAUCAGACAUGCCUUUUUUUCUCUGUUGGGCUGUGUUUGGAAGGUCGUCUUUACGUCAGGAACGACUGGACGGCCGAAGGGCGCCAUCCUGACGAACAAAAACAUGGAGACUUCUUGUCUCGCUCUGCGGCAGCUUUUGGACCUGCGCGACGACACUCCUCUCACACUUGUCAUUGUGAAUCCUCUGCAUCACGUCAACUCUUCAGUCAUGCUCGAGCUCGCUCUCCGUUCGCGGCGCGCGAAAGUCCACUUGGUUUCGAGAUACACCACGUCCUUCUGGCGCCUUUUAGCGGAUGUUGCCGAAGAGGAAGCGGCGGCGUCUGGACGUCCAGAACGCUCCGCAGUCCCGAAGAGAGACUUCCGGCUCCUCACCCCCCUCGUCUCGCGGCACAUCGAUUUCCUCCGCGAGCUUGUCGACACCAAUCGCCUGACUGGGGUGUCUGUACACCGCCUUGCACACGCGCUCAGACCGAAAGAAGUCGUCUUGUUGCUCGGCUCUGCGCCUGUUGGACUCACGACAGUUCAGACCUUUCUCCGGCUCCUCGGCAAACUGCCAGCGAUCCGCUUUGGGUCGACGGAAACAUGUCUCCAAGUGAUGGGGACCCCCUUCUCUUUGACCGAUGACGAAAUGAUGAGGGCACUGGAGCGAGGAUGGAAUCACGUUUUUCAGGGAAGGCCGCAGAAAGGAUUUUACAUUGGAAGGCCUCACCCUCCCUUGACUGAAGUGGAGAUCGUCAAAAGCACAGACCCAAGCAACGCCCACUACAUGGUCCGCUGCGAAGCAGGCGAACCUGGACUGCUGAUCUGUCGCGGCAAGAACUGCAUGCGCGGUUACACAGCCUCGCCAGAAACUUCCAGAGAUCUCUUUUCUUCAGACGGCUGGUACUUAGGAUUAGGAGAUGUCUGCUUCUUCCUCAGGCCGCUCGCGAACGACGGACAAGUCGACGGAGACGAGGAACAGGAAGAGAGGAGAGAAGACGAGAAGGAGAAUAGAGAUGAGAGAGAAGAGAAGGAAACAGGAGAGAAAGAAGAGAAGGAGACAGGAGAGAAAGAAAAAGAGAGCAGGCUAGACGCUGGGAGAGCCCGCCACCUCGAUUACUACUGGGUGACUCGGUCAGCCGACGUCGUCAUUAAAGGAGGAGCCAACUACUCUUGUGCGCAAAUCAGCGACGAUAUCAAGAAUUGUUUGCUACGUUUGUACGAAGGAAAACUCGCGAAAACGCAGAUUUCUGUCGCGACAAUCAGCAUGAAAAUCCAAAGCGAACACGAAGACAGCUGCUGCGUAACCGUCGAACUCACCCGGCGUCCUGACCUCGGUGAAGAGCAAGACAAGCAGCAAGAGACAGAGAGAGAAGCAGACGCAUGGCAUGCGUUGAUUUCCGACAUCAACGACAACUUUCUUUCGCGAGUCCGCAAAGACUCUUCUCUGCUACCGAAGGCAAGCGUCCCCGACUACAUCCGGAUAGGAAAAAUUCCAACGAACUUCAAGGGCUUGCCAGACAGUUCAGCUUUGAAGAAAAGCUUCGCCGAACUUUUGAAGAACGACGACUGA